This is a messenger RNA of Phialemonium atrogriseum, 713 nucleotides long. RefSeq names its product guanine nucleotide-binding protein subunit gamma. Gene Ontology annotation, molecular function: G-protein beta-subunit binding. The transcript is spliced from 2 exons. The coding region runs from base 133 to 414 and encodes 93 amino acids. Gene Ontology annotation, biological process: G protein-coupled receptor signaling pathway. Gene Ontology annotation, cellular component: heterotrimeric G-protein complex. The record is from RefSeq and is a predicted model, not a curated record. Lineage: Eukaryota; Fungi; Ascomycota; Sordariomycetes; Cephalothecales; Cephalothecaceae.
UGCGAGCGCCAGCGACCCGUCACCCUUGGCCACGAGAGCCCGCCUCCACAGUCGCCCAACCUUUGGCAUCCCCGAAACCUCGCUUAGACUGCAUCCUACCCGCAGUGACUCUCGCGCGCCCUCCCAUCAGCCAUGCCUCAAUACACAUCCCGCGAUGUCGGUGAUCCGUCGCAAAUCAAGAAGAACAAGCAGAGCAUGGCGGACCUGAAGUUGCGUCGGUUGACCGAGCUCAACAGCAGGUUGCGUGAGGACCUCGACAGGGAACGGAUUCCCGUGAGCCAGGCUUCGAAGAGCAUAAUCACAUACUGCAACAGCACGAGGGACUACAUGGUCCCGUCGGUCUGGGGUGCGGUGCCCAAGGGCGAAGACCCGUACGCCCCUCAACAAAGCAGUGGUUGCUGUCUGGUCAUGUAGAGAACAUGGCUGCAGAGGUUGAAUAUUCAAAAAUGCCUUUGGGAGUUUGGUCCCUUCCCGGAUCACGACGGGCGGGGUUUUUGAUUUGAGGCGUUCGCCUCGCGGAACGUGGAUAGCGUCGUGGGAUGUGUUUUCGGAACGCCGGCCCCUUGGCACUGGACGGUUCGGAAAGCAUCGUCUACUCCCCACCGGGUCCUCCCCACGGCCGUAGCGAGAUCCAUCGGUAAUGAGGAGGGGGGAUGCUCUGGAUGAACAGAUGAACAGCGGCUAUGAUAACGGACGGUAUCCUCAUACCCGAU